Molecule: messenger RNA, 3199 nt
Organism: Colletotrichum navitas
Lineage: Eukaryota; Fungi; Ascomycota; Sordariomycetes; Glomerellales; Glomerellaceae
Exons: 4
Coding region: 139-3153 (1004 amino acids)
Biological process (GO): nucleoside metabolic process
Molecular function (GO): protein binding; catalytic activity
Source: RefSeq, a predicted model, not a curated record
CCCAACAAUCAUCAACGACUUUUGCCUCACUUUCUAUCCUGUGUCAAAACCUUUAGGAUUGAGCUGAGCGCACCUACGGCGGCGACUCUGCUGCGGCGAUUCAAGCGACAACAUCUUCGAUGAUACUGAUACGUCGCCAUGGCGCACCCACAUCCCCGCCGUGACGACUUCCGCAUCGCCAUCAUUUGUGCACUGCCGCUCGAAUACGAUGCCGUCACCUUCGCUGUCGAUGAGUUCUACCCCGAAUACACGAGUAGCUCCGGCAACCAUCAUGCAUACAAGACCGGCCGGAUCGGAAGCCACAAUGUCGUCCUGCUGCUGCUCCCCAACAUGGGGAAGGUUAGCGCGGCCAGCGCAGCAGCCAGUCUCCGAUCGAUCUAUAACGGGAUAGAACUGGCCAUUCUGACAGGGAUCUGCGGCGGUGUCCCCAGUCAAGGGAACAACAAUGAGGUUAUGCUUGGGGACGUGAUCAUCAGCAAAAGUAUCGUGCAAUAUGACCUCGGGAGGCAGUACCCCGGAGAGUUUGCAAGCAAAGACACCGUGGAAGACCGCCUCGGUAGACCAAAUAAGGAGAUACGUCACCUCAUAUCUACACUUGAGACCCGUCAAGGCCGCCGAGAUCUCCAGCGGCGGGCCGCAGAGAUCUUGACAGAGAUACAGCAAAAGGCUGUCGACGAUGGGGAGGAGGCGCUGUACCAACAACCACCAUCCAAAGAAGACCUCCUCUUCGAACCAGACUACCUCCACAUGCACCGAGAUCAAAAACAAGAUUGCGGCUGCAGCGAAUUAGGGGCCUGCAGUGCGGCCCGCAACGCGUCAUGCGAAAAGCUUCAAUGUGACGAGAGGCGCCUCGUGCCACGAAAGCGCCUCAUUACGGGCCACCAAAGAAAUGAAUGUCUAACCCGCGACCUCCAAGUCUUCGUCGGACGCAUUGGAUCAGGCGACACGGUGAUGAAGUCAGGUGCGGACCGCGAUAGGAUCGCAGCAGAGCACGGCCUCGUUGCCUUCGAAAUGGAGGGCGCCGGGGUAUGGGACGAGAUUCCCUGUGUCAUUGUCAAGGCGGUCUGUGACUAUGCGGAUAGCCACAAGAACAAGAGCUGGCAGAACUAUGCAGCAGCGACGGCAGCGUCUACAGCGAAGGCGCUUCUAGAGCAUUACAACGGCACCAAAACCAGGAGUGACACCCCUAGGUCUCCUAGUAGGCACUUUGUUGUUCCCUACAACGAAAACCCGGACUUUGUUGGUCGAGAUGGGGCUCUGAAUCUUCUCAAACAACAAUUCGGCCAUGACCCGCAGCAGAGCACAGCAAAGACACGGUCUCGAGUCGCACUGCAUGGCCUGGGCGGUGUCGGCAAAACGCAGAUAGCGCUGGCGUACGUCUAUUGGCUCAAGGAGAGACGGCCCGAUAUUUCCGUCUUUUGGGUUCAUGCUAGCAACGCACAGCGUUUCCGUGAGGCUUACGCUUCCAUCGCCGAAGCGUGCAACAUUCCUGGACGCGACGACCCUGCUGCCGACUCCUUGUCCCUCGUCAGGGAAUGGCUCCAGAAAGAGGGAAACGGCGCUUGGCUCAUGGUGAUUGACAACGCCGAUGACACAAAUGUGUUUUUCCAGACACAAGAAGCCUCCCACGCCGACGCGAUAGCAAAGGACUUCAAAGACGAAGACAAACUGGGACGCUUCAUCCCCGAAUGCAGACAUGGGUCAGUCCUCAUCACCACGAGGAACAAACAAACCGGCUCCAGACUUGCGCCAGGGAAGCCCGCAACCAAGGUCGAUAGUUUGACAGGCGACGAGGCAGACGAAAUGCUCCGCUCGAUGCUCGAGGCUUCAGAUGGUGCAAUCUCCACCGAAGACGCAUCCGCUCUCGCUUCUCGACUGGAGUAUCUUCCGCUCGCACUGGCCCAGGCGGCGGCGUUCAUCCAGGAGAAUGAGAUAUCGAUACGCCAAUACGUCAAUUUGUUGGACAAGAGUGAUACCAGUCUUGUGAACCACCUCAGUCAACCGUUUGAAGCUGUCGGGAGGGACUCGAGCACGCCGCACGCCCUUACUGCGACGUGGGUCAUCUCUUUUGAGCAGAUUGAGAAACAGAGCGCCGUGGCCAGUGAGCUGUUAUCGCUUAUGAGCUUCUUUGACAGACAAGCCAUACCGAGCGAGUUUGUCAACGACUACUGCAUUCGGAAGCGGACGGAAGACCCAGCAGCUGAUACUGAGGGUGCUGAAGACAUGGAGAUCAUUGUAACGAAAGCACUAGGAACCCUUAAGGCGUUCUCCUUCAUUAUGGAAACCAAGGACCAAAGCCUGGACAUGCACCGACUCGUACAAGCAGUGACACAGAAAUGGCUCUUUGGCAAACAACGGACAAAUCAAUUCGCCAAGCGAGCUCUUCAGAUUGUAUCGGAUGCUUAUCCGUACGGUCAACACGAGACCCGCGAGGUAUGCCGCAAGUAUCUCCCACAUGCUUAUGCUGUGCUUCGCUUCACAAGUUCCAGGUCUCAAGAUGAGGACAUUGCAAGGGCAAAUCUACUGCACUGCGUCUCAGCUUAUCUUUAUUACCUAGGGCAUUGGAAAGAGACGGAGAAAAGACUAGUCCAAACGUUAGAGCUCAGAAGAAGAAUUCUAGGAGAAGAGAACCUCGACACAAUCAUGACUAUCAACAACCUGGCUAUCACGUACCAAGAGCAAGGUCGGUUGGAGGAGGCAGAAAGUCUCCAGGGUAGUAUUCUAGAGAUUUGCAUGAGAGCGUUUGGAGAGGCGCACUAUAAUACGCUUACUACUAUGAACAACAUAGCAAUCACGCACCGACAGCAAGGCCGGUGGGAGGAGGCAGAAAGACUCCAAGGCAAUCUUUUAAAGAUUUACAUAAGGGUGUUCGGAGAGGAGGAUCCUACGACGCUUAUUGGCAUGAACAACCUAGCAGUUAUGUACCACGACCAAGGCCGAUGGGAGGAAGCAGAAAGACUCCAAGAUAGUGUUCUAAAAAUUCGCAGAAGGGUACUUGGGGAGGAACACCCAUAUACACUUAGCAGCAUGAGGAACCUAGCAACCACGUACUGGCAUCAAGGUCGGUUAGAAGAAACUGAGGACUUGGAGGUGCGAGUUUUGGAGAUAAGUAAAAAGCACGUACUGGCAUCAAGGUCGGUUAGAAGAAACUGAGGACUUGGAGGUGCGAGUUCUAGAGAUAAGUAAAAAGGUGCUUGGA